Brassica napus (rape) is the source of this 2325-nucleotide messenger RNA. RefSeq lists its product as uncharacterized. The transcript is spliced from 7 exons. The record is from RefSeq and is a predicted model, not a curated record. The coding region runs from base 220 to 1368 and encodes 382 amino acids. Lineage: Eukaryota; Viridiplantae; Streptophyta; Magnoliopsida; Brassicales; Brassicaceae.
AUAUUUAAGCAGAAUGAUAAAUGUAGGUAGUUAUAGAUAUCAUUCGGAAUCCCAAUGUGUAUAGGAUACGAAAAAUAAAAUAUAAACCUCGUUAAACCCUUCUUUACGCGGAUAAAUAGCUUUGGUGUUCUAUAUCUCUUCAAAUUCUCCAAAGCAUCGCUUCUCAGAACUAUCUCCAUCGCCUGGUUUCGUUUAUUUCCAACAGUUCAACUGAAGAACAUGGGAGGCGUAGAAGAUAACCACUGGGUUGAUUUGAUGAUAGAUAAAAUCGGAUUUGCCCUAACCAAGGUUGACGAAUCGAUUCAAAAGAGUAUUGAACUCUGGAAAGAGUUAACCAAAGACAUAUAUGAUGAGCAGCCUACACUUGAUACAACGGGACAACCAAAUAAUGUUAAAUCCGGUGAAGAAGAUUCCUCUCAGGAUAAAUCUGUCGAUGAGGUCAAAGAAAGACCUAUUCAACACUGGGCUAUGCGCCUUGGUGAGGCCAAAGAAUCACCGAGCCAACACUGGGAUAUGUGUGCAUCAAAAAUUUCAGAGAGUUUGAUUCAAGAACAAGGGGAUGAUGAAGUUGAUGAAAAAGAAAAAGAAGAUGACGAGGGUACAGUUUCGGAAUCUAGUGGUGAAGAAGACAUGUGUGAGCUUACUUUGGGAAACUCGGCCUCGAGAUAUCGCCCUAAUCUUCACCAUCAUCAUAAUGAAGAAGCUAGUACUGGUUAUGGUUAUGGGCAAUUAAAUGAUGAUGAUUAUAAAUCAUGGAGUGAUGAUUAUGAAAGCUUGUACAAGUUUUAUCUUAUGAGGGCCCCUUUGGGGUCGUCCUACGUACCUCCUGGGCUCCCUCUCCAUAAAGAAAAUAAUGCUUUAUAUUUUAAGAGGGGGAAUCCUUAUCAUAUGUCAAUAAAUGAUGAUACGUCUUCCAAAAAAGAUGAUGAAUCAUGUGAGGAAGAGGAAGAGGAAGAGGCUAAGUUGGAGACCUCGGAGACGAGCUAUAUCCCUAGUGGGUACCAUCAUCGUGAUGAAGAAGACACCGAUUCGAGAAUUCGUUGUGAGCAGCUAAAGAGGGCGAGUUCGAGGGCCAGAGAUGGUUAUGAGCUGUUAAAGAAUGAUGACACGUCUUCCGAAAAUGAGGAGGAUCCAUGGAAUGAAGAUGACGUGAAUGAAUAUUGGAGGCUGAAGUAUAGAAUCAUGAGCGAUGCAACUAACCUAUCAUUGGUGGAUGGUGAUGAUGAUGAUGAUGAUGAUGUUUAUAUUGAUGAUAUUUAUAUUGAUGAUGAUGACUUGUCGGACCAGUUACAAGGAUUUGUGGAUGUGAAGGAAGAGGAGAUUGAGAAUAAAACGGAAUGUGAUUGGGUUUUUGUGACGAGGGAUUAGGUCUUUGAUUUUUGGCAUAUUUUGUGUCUCAUCUGAAUUUGAGUGUUUAUACUUUAUAUUGGCUUUUAUGGGGUUUUUUUCUUGCGGUACGAGUUAGAUUUUGUUAUUUUCAUUCACAAUUCCUAUACUCUUAUCAACUAUUAUCUUACUAUUCUUACCAAAUGUUGUGUUUUAUAACCAUCAUUACUUUUUCCUUGCUGAACUUUUUUUCAUAAAACCAGAAAAUUUGAAGUGUUUUUUUUUGUUAACUAGAUUUGAUGCAUUAUAUUAUAAAGAUAACAAAAUUUAUAACUGUUAAACAAAAAAACUGAUAACAUAUGAGAAGUUAGCUAGUAAAAGUUCCAGCUAAUAAAUUUGUUAUAUCUGAUUGUAAUCACAAGAAAAGAGAAAGAUUAAAAUGCUUGAUGUGUCAAAAGCUAUUUCUUUAGGAAUAUUAGGGCUGAAGGAGUAUUAUGUGGUGCAAUGAGGCUAGAAGUAGGUACUUCAGUGAUCGUUUCAGUCACGACAUCAUUCACAACUUGGUUUCACAUAAUUAGGCUGAUUAAGAAGUAAGCAUCUAGAUUCUAUAUGGAAGCUUUGGCUAGCGCUAUAGCGAACCAAUCCUUCUCUAAUACUGAUUUUUGUUUUGUCUUAUCUCUAAUACUGAUUUACAAACUCCUGUAAGUGUAUAAACUCACAGAAGUCAUUUACCCUUGUUGCCCUUAGGGCAUCCUCAUUGCUAGGACUUUAAUUGCAUAUCUUAGGUUAGUUUAUUAAUAUAAUUAGAUUAAGAGAUUUUGUUAAGAUACUUGAUUAAAAAUGGAGAUUAUUGGUAGAUACUUUUGUAGUCUCUUAGCCAAAUAGUAAUUUUUUUUUUAUUUUGUAAAUUUUUUGGGAGUACUUUAUAAUAAAACAUAUAACAUUAAACAUAAGAAAAUAAAAAAUUUGAACAAAAAUUAAAAAAAAAAAGAUUACAAA